This is a messenger RNA of Fopius arisanus, 3066 nucleotides long. RefSeq lists its product as uncharacterized. The record is from RefSeq and is a predicted model, not a curated record. NCBI's taxonomy places the organism in Eukaryota, Metazoa, Arthropoda, Insecta, Hymenoptera, Braconidae. The transcript is spliced from 2 exons. The coding region runs from base 309 to 2912 and encodes 867 amino acids.
UCCACAAUCAGAGCUGAUCAGUUCUGUCCGUCCUGUCUCACAUUAAUUGACAAGAAACAAUUCCAGAAGUUUGUCUCGUUCCGCUGUAUAAUUUGUCCUCAGUCCCCAGCUCUCGUUGCCUCUCAUGUUCGUUCAGAUUAUCCACUGUUCAAUCAUCAUUCAAAUAUUUUUGCGAAAGACAAGAAAUGAUAUAACCUCAUCCGGUGAAGUGGCCAGUGUUUUGUUCUUCAGAAUGUAACAAAAACAAAAGUCCCACGACUUUGAUAAUUCAACAGCUGAUUCUCCUCGAGUGCAAUGCAGACAUCAUCAUGUCGAAACGCUUUGGAAAGGGUCUCGAGCCAGAAGCAUCACCAUCAGCGAAACGAGCGAAGCUGGAGCUGCCAAAGCCUCCAAUUGUUUCAAGAAAAGCCUCGAAGGACGAUGAGGACAUGUGGGGGGAUGAUCUCCUCGAAGAAGAUCUGGAGCAUAUAGAUCUCAUAGCGUCCCAGGCAUGCUCUCAAGAGGUGAAUGUCUCGACUGUAGAUUUGAACCACCAUGAGCCCAGAGCAAUCGUCAAGUACGGGAGUUUUCUACUGCCGGGGCCUUCAACAUCGCCAGGACCCUCCACCUCGGGGCUGGCCAAUGGUAUCAGGAUCAAUGGGAGCAGAAGACCGGACGUGUCAGGCCAGCCAAGAGGCAAGAUCCAGAGAUUAAACUCGGACUUGUGGCCUGCAGCUUCACAGAAACUGGGGUCCUCAGAGGUAGUUGGUGAUAUCGAUGAUCUUCCCACCAUUGAUCAAUUCAAGGGAGCUCUCAUCUCUCGAUCGAACCUCAACUCGACAUUUCAAAGUCAAGUCAAUAGUCAGGUGAGUCGAGGGGAGAAUGUGGACCCUCAGCUUCAGCUGCUGACUGGUGAACUCUAUUAUCUGAAGGAGAAGCUCAGGAAAUCCCAACUGAAAGCUGAAAAGGAGAGGCUUGAUGCGGAGAAACUUCUUCAGGAGGAGAAGAGGAAGAGGGAGGAAGACGUGAAAAGCCUCACCAAGGAGAGAGAAAAUAUCAAGACCAAGUUGGAGCUUCAGACCUUCGAGCUUGGGAGUCUCAUGGAGAAGUGCAGGUUACUGGAGAAUAAUCAGGUGAAGCUAGUGCAGCCUUCGUGUUCUGCGGUGUCUUCCCCGAGGAAUAAGAUUGUGAGAAGUGCCUCGGCAGUCAAAACCACGGUUGAGACCAGUGUCCAGGUGGAUCUCAAUGUCAAGAUCAACUCGGAGCAGGCAAUGGUUAAUUGCUAUCCUUUGGAGGGUAUCCCUGCGAGGACUUUCGAGGCACCUGUCCCUGAGAAGUCCGUGGUGGAUGUCAAAGUCGUGGAGAAGAUCGGCAGGAAAAAUUUGCCGAUUCUUCAGGAGGAGGAGACCUUCAGGAUAUUCGAGAAUCCUGAGCUUGUCAAACCCAUUGUCACUGUUGUCGAUGGGAGACAGUUGAGCACAGCAUUUUUUUGGGGAGACCUCACUGCUAUCAUGAGGAAGACUACCGUCGAGAUCAACUCGAAGGAUUGCAUGCCUAUUAUCAAUAAGAUUGUUGCAACUACAAGAGAGCUCUUACUGAAUGUCACUCUAGUCCUUAAGAAAAUUUCAACGGCAAUGAAGAAUGACGACAUUAGAGACAUGAACGAUCUCUAUUUCUCUGACUGCUAUGAUACACAAAUCAAUUAUUUCCAGUCAUUGCAGGAUGCCAACCCCUGGUGUAAAGAGGAACGAGGGAUCGAGGCAAGACGAGCCUUUGGGACACUCUCCUGCAUCGCGAAAGCCUCUGAUUAUCUCAGCGAAUACAUAACAGGAAAAUCAACACUCAUAACUGCUGGCGACGAACGAUUUCAGAGAUUUUCCAAUCAGAUGGAGAGGUACAACGCAUGGGAGAAGAGGGGACAUGAGUUUGAGGUCCUAGAGAUGAUUCUGGAGUUUGUAACGACCGUGGGUCUCAUCAGAAGGUCCCACCAAUUUGCUGGACUAAUUUGUGCAAUUGUUGUGACACUUCGUAAUGCCCAGGGCAGAGUGGGAUUUAGUAAUCGAGGGCUCAAGUAUGUCGGAGAGAUAUUCAGAGAAAUUGUUUUCUCGAGACCGCUGUUACAGUGUUUUCUUCCACUUACUGAUUUACUCAGUUGUUUCUGUGGUGCACAGAUCUUCAAUCUCAAGAUUUGCCCUUCACCGACUGAAAAAUCAGCGAUAGAACUGUGGAAAGGUGCGCAAUAUUUCACGCCUGACGCAUGUCCUCUAGCAAUCUUCAUGGUUCAACUGAUGAGAUUCAAACUCGACGAAGUGACAACUAUAAAACUUGCCUUCUCCAUGCUCUCAUUCGUCGACAAGGCAUUCCUAUUGAACAACAUUUCCUGGCCCGACGAAUCCAAUGUACAUAAUUGUAGAACAAAUCUAUUAACGUGUACAGUAACAAUUUUGUAUAGCUGUUCAAAGAUUAAUUUGGAAAAAGUUAGGAGUAGAUUGACUGAGAAUGAAUGUCCCGGUAGUGGAAUCUGGAGGAGAUUGGAUGAUAAUUUCUGGACAGGUGUGAGGAGAGAACAGUUUAAUGCAUUGAGGAGUGGAAUUCGUUUUUUGAGUUUUUUGGCGAAACGAGAUCCAGACUUUAUUGUGAGGGCCAGUGACAUGGACGAUCUUUUUCUUCUUUUUAUGCGGCAAGUAACGAUGAUUGAGGGAUUUACAUUACAUGAGAAUGAACGUGAAGCCCUAGCUCUGAUCACUUCUACAAUCGCCCUCGACAAGGCAUGCUCUGGUGAAACCACCACACCUCACCCCAAACUCUUCACAACAAAAAGUGCCUUGAAAAAAAUUCCGCAAACGUCAAGAGAAACCGAAAACUUCUGCAAGAAAUUUCACAGCAGUCGCGUGAAAAACGUGAUCAAAAGAUACAAAACAAAACUACAGUAAUUUCCUCUAGCUCUAAUUUAAUUUAUGCAACAAUGUCCCAGUAAUCACUCAAUCAUAAAAUUCAAUUUCUCAUUUCUGUAAAUAAUUGUAUGUUUUUUCAUAAAAAGUGUGAAUUUUUACAGCUCUGGGACAAUAUAUUUUAUACACUUUUAAA